Vombatus ursinus (common wombat) is the source of this 759-nucleotide messenger RNA. It is a transcript of the gene CUNH21orf140, whose product is annotated as family with sequence similarity 243 member A. NCBI's taxonomy places the organism in Eukaryota, Metazoa, Chordata, Mammalia, Diprotodontia, Vombatidae. The record is from RefSeq and is a predicted model, not a curated record. The transcript has a single exon. The coding region runs from base 1 to 759 and encodes 252 amino acids.
AUGCUUCGCUUUGCAAAUCCUCUCUUAAGACAUGUCAUUCACAGGAAUCGUUUUGACAGCAUUGUGAGGAGGCAGUGUCUCCAUUACAUAAAAACUCUAAGAAGCCUACAAUCUGAUGGAUUUAAAACCAUCUUUUUAGGGGAAACAGAUAUCCCUGAACAUCUUGUCACAGGAGAAAGCCUGGAUGAUGAAAAUUUCAUACAUAACCCAACAUGGAGUGUUGUACAUGCUGGAAGCAGUCUAGGAUGGGUUCCUUGGAAAUACCGAAUGUUCCUGAGAGAUGAGCUAUGUAACAGACAGGAAGAGGGUCUCUUCCUUGAAUUCUGCAGUGUGGUGAAAAAGGUCUAUGGAAAAUGUGUCAUCGUGGUCAGAGACAAAAAACUGAUAAAUGAAAGGAUGCAGAAUGAAGUAAGAGAGGACAAAGAAGUUCACCCUUACACUUCAUCAGUUAUUAAUUUAACCAGCAUUUCAUGUUGUUCUGAGAUAGCCAGAGCUAAUGGCCAUGAGCUUCUUCCUCUUCCAUCCCCUUACAAUUACCUAAAUCCUUUGGAUGCUGCCUGGUCUUCUCUGAAAUGGUUUAUCAUCAACAACAGGAAGGAAUUUUGUUUGUGGUCCAUUGACAACAUCUAUUCUUACCAGUAUAUACUUUUCAGUGACUUGAUUGGGAAAGGAAUUGAGAGGGUGACCCCAAUCAAAUGGAAAACAGUCAUCAACAAAGUUCGAAGAUGGGAAAACUACUAUCUAGGUAAAUGCUCCUGA